Molecule: messenger RNA, 1883 nt
Organism: Phyllopteryx taeniolatus (common seadragon)
Lineage: Eukaryota; Metazoa; Chordata; Actinopteri; Syngnathiformes; Syngnathidae
Product: synaptic vesicle 2-related protein-like
Exons: 16
Coding region: 146-1735 (529 amino acids)
Biological process (GO): transmembrane transport
Cellular component (GO): membrane
Molecular function (GO): transmembrane transporter activity
Source: RefSeq, a predicted model, not a curated record
AGGAUGGCACGGCGGUCACGUGACUGAAAAAGCAUUUGCCACGAAAUACCGGCUGGCGCCGCGCUUCCGGGUGCGUGAGACCCCGCCCCGAUUUUCGGGUUCCGCGCGCGUGGGCCGAAGACUGCGAUUGUGCGACGACGACGAGAUGGACAAGUGGAGCUCGGCGACGUCCGUCACUUACAAGCGCUGGAAAAAUCCCGAGCACAAUCCGGAGGGGAACCCCUCGGCUCCCAAUGCGGACUCCUCGCGUUCGAUGGAGGAAAACUGCUCCGUGACCAUCGGACGCCUCAAGUCUCCCCGCUCGCCGGCGGCGGAUACGACUCAAGAAACCUCCUUCAGUCUGGACGAGGCGCUGGACGCCCUCGGCUUCGGAAGCUUCCAGUGGAAAUUGUUAUUUCUCACCGGGUUCUCCUGGGUGGCCGACGCCAUGGAGAUGAUGAUCCUCGGCAUCUUGGGCCCGCAGCUGCACUGCGAGUGGAGCUUGCCGGGCUACAAAGUCGCUCUCAUCACGUCGGUGGUGUUUGCCGGGAUGUGCUUCAGCUCGUCGUUAUGGGGAAACUUGUCUGACAAGUACGGCAGGAAAAAGGGGCUGACCGUUUGCAUGUGUUGGACGUUUUACUACAGCGUGUUGAGCGCGCUGGCGCCGGACUUUUGUUGGAUUUUGGUGCUGCGAGGCCUGGUGGGCUUUGGGAUCGGAGGAGCCCAUCAAUCGGUGACUCUGUACUCGGAAUUCCUUCCGUGCAAGGGGAGGGGCUUAGCCGUCAUCCUGAUAGCAGCUUUCUGGGCUCUGGGCGCCGUGUUCGAGGUCCUCCUGGCCUUGUGGGUCAUGCCCACCCUGGGCUGGCGCUGGCUGCUGGGCCUGUCCUCCACGCCGUUGGCCAUCUUUCUGUGCUUUUGCCUGUGGCUGCCCGAGAGUCCUCGCUUCGACCUCCUGAAUGGAGACCGAGGCAAAGUCAUGGCGACGUUACAGAGGAUCGCCAGAGACAACGGCAAGGCCUUACCUCGGGGAAGGAUGGUCUGCGACAUACAGCGGAACGACCGUGGGCGUCUCCGAGACCUUUUUACACGACGGUAUUACAAAACGACGCUUCUCCUCUGGUUCAUAUGGUUUUCCUUCGCUUUUACCUAUUACGGAAUCAUCCUGCUGACGACAGAGAUGUUCCAAUCUGGAGAUUCGUGUGGGGCCACCCAGGGGGCCAAAACGGAACCGAGUUGUAGUCUGGAAUGCAAAUUUUUGACAUCAGAGGACUACAGAGACUUGUUAUGGACGACCUUUGCUGAAUUUCCAGGCCUGGUCGUCGUUCUGGGGACGGUGGACUGUCUGGGCAGGAAGAAAAGCAUGGCCUUGCCCCUCUUCAUCUUCACCUUGAGCAUUCUGCCCUUGUACGCCUGUAUCGGGAGGAUGACUCUCACAGUUUUCAUCUUCAUCGGCAGAGCCUUCAUCUCGGGUGGAUUCCAAGUCGUUUAUGUGUACACGCCAGAAGUCUUCCCGACCGAGAUCAGAUCGUUGGCCGUUGGCACCUGCAGCACCAUGUCCAGGGUGGGCGCCCUCAUCACGCCCUUCGUGGCACAGGUGCUGCUCAGACAUUCCGUGUCCUUGACGCUGACCCUGUAUUGCCUCUGCUCUUUCCUGGCCGGCCUCAUGUGCCUGCUGCUGCCCGUCGAGACGUCGGGGAGGGCCCUCCAGGAGUCCGAGCGGACCCCCACGCUCGGGUCCGCCAAAAGGUCCCCCUAAAUGUCCGAGACUGAAACGGCUGGGCAAAGAAGAGGAGUCAAGACAAGCACGCCAUUAAGGUGGAAGACGUUUCAUUGGUUGAUUACAUUCUCUUGGACUGGCUACGUAGAUGUUUAUCUCUUUUGUUAAUUAAAUCCCAUUUACACCA